Haplochromis burtoni (Burton's mouthbrooder) is the source of this 2994-nucleotide messenger RNA. RefSeq names its product D-glutamate cyclase (gene dglucy). Gene Ontology annotation, biological process: glutamate metabolic process. The record is from RefSeq and is a predicted model, not a curated record. Gene Ontology annotation, molecular function: D-glutamate cyclase activity. NCBI's taxonomy places the organism in Eukaryota, Metazoa, Chordata, Actinopteri, Cichliformes, Cichlidae.
GCUUUCAAUCAGGAUAUAAAGCGAAAAGGCGCUACGGUAAAGACUGGUGUAAAAGCGCAAGGAAAUUUAUGCGGCGGAUAAGAGGCGGCUGGCUUGACCGCGGCUCACAAAUGACGGCUCACUUUACCGCGGUAAGCGUGCAGACCGUGAAUUGGGACAACAUGGACACAGCCAACGUCCUUGAAAUCCGGGAAACUGAGGACGCAGAGGCACUGGAGUAACCUUCGUCGCCUCGCUGUGACGUAAUGGGCCCUCGAAGGCUGCAGCCCCGGACUUAGCUGUUAGCAGCUGUUAGCCUGUGGAGCUGUCAUCACCGACCCCGACACUCCGCGGAUAAACCGUCACACCGUGAAGAAGGAUGCUGUCUGCAGUGAGAGCUGCUCGGUGCGCCGUCAGAUACCUCAGGGGUAUCCGUACCUCUGCCAUGGACACAGGAUACCAGCAGGCUAAUGUGGUCGUCCUGCCAAACCAGCUCGCCGAUGACUUCCAUGCCUUCUGUCGCAGUAACCCCGCCCCCCUGCCGCUCCUUUAUCGCAGCCAGUCGGGAGAGACUUCCUGUCCGCCUCUGGCUCAGCACGCUGACAUCAGGACGGACAUCUCGCAGUACUGUGUGUAUGAGGAUGGUCGGCUGGUGAAAACCGUCUCCAGCCUGCAGACGUACAGUGACGCACACAGGUCUCCACCCGGGCAGCAGGCGGAGCGUCCCGGGUCGUGGUCGGACAUGGUGUGUUUCUAUCUGGGCUGCAGCUUUGGCUUCGAGGGCCGACUGAAAGAAGCCGGAGUCCCCGUCAGGAACGUGGAGCAGGGCAGGAACGUCAGCAUGUACAGGACUGCAGUUCCCUGUGUUCCUGCAGGAGCGUUCAGCUGCCCUCUGGUGGUCACGAUGCGUCCCGUCCCAGCUGCUCUGUUGGAUGCAGCAGUGAAGGUCACUCAUCUCAACCCACUGGCACAUGGAGCUCCUGUACACAUAGGAGAUCCAGCUCUCCUCGGCAUCCAGGACCUGUCCAGGCCGGAUUAUGGUGAUGCGGUGGAGCUGCAGCCUGGUGAUGUCACAGUCUUUUGGGCGUGUGGUGUGACCGCGAUUGAGGCGAUCCUCAGCAGCAAGCCUCCGUUGGCCUUCAGCCACUCGCCCGGCUGCAUGUUCCUCACCGACAUUCCUGACUCACCUACUUCCACCAUAACUCCGCCCACUGAGGCCAAACCCCAUCCUGAGCUGACCCCCCUGUGCUUCCAGGUGUCCCAGAAUCCCUUGCUGUACAGCCUGGUCUCUCAGGGGACGGCGGCGAAGAUCAGACAGCUGGAGGUGAUGAUCGGAGAAGAUCCAGGUGAGCGAGGGAUCAGAGCUUUAUUCGUUCAGGAUGAACUCCUGCGCUCCUGUCUGGCUCUAUCCCAUUCCUCCUCUGUUGCCAUAACAACGGGCUUCCCAACACACUACAUGCACAGCCCUCCCGAUGAAACCGACGGCCCACCAGGAGCAAUUGCCAUGGCAACCAUGCUGCUGUCUCUGGGGAAACAGGUGACCAUGGUGACGGAUCGCCGGGCGCUGGAGAUGAACCGCACCAUCAUCGAUGAAGCAGUGAGGACGGGAGUCCUGAAGGAUGCUAUCCCAUUGGUCACAUUUGAAGACGGUGGUCCAGACGCUGCGCGGCACUUCCUGUGUCACCAUGGAGACCCUAACAAGCCCAGAUUUGACCACCUGGUGGCGAUAGAGCGCAGCGGACGCGCCGCAGAUGGGAACUACUACAACAUGAGAGCAGUGAACAUCAAACAUCUGGUGGAUCCCGUGGACGACCUGUUCAUCGCUGCCAAGCACAUACCUGGAAUCGGCACCACAGGAAUCGGUGAUGGUGGGAACGAGCUGGGGAUGGGGAAGUUGAAGGAGAAGGUGCAGAGCCUGAUGCCCAAAGGCGGCCUGAUCGCCUGUGAGGUUCCUGCAGACCACGCCGUCACCGCAGGCGUGUCUAACUGGGGAGGCUACGCUGUGGCCUGCGGGCUCUACCUGCUCCACACCUGCCCAGCACACCUGCGCUACCUGAGGAAGGGGCUGGGACUGGAACCUGUGACCUCCACGGAGCAGCUGCAGGACUGGACCACUAACCUGCCGUCUGUGGAAAAGGAGGAGUCCUUCCUCUCCACUCUGGUCCGGUUUGGGAUCCGAAGCGGGAAAACUGGUCACCUGGCCAUGGAGGUGGAUGGCCUGACCUUUCACCCCACCCACUCUGACAUGAUCACCAGACUGCUGGAAGCGACACGAGGAGGGCGCGGCACGUUUUAAUCAGAACUCUUUAUUAUUCCCUGAUGUGAUCCCAAUCCUGAUGCAGGGAAACACAGAGGAAGGAGGAGAGGAGUGUGAGGGUGCUUAGCUGCUGCCUGGUAACCGCUCAGCCUGCCUUUAAAUGCUCACAAAGCAGAGUGACCCCCGCGAGAUGCAUCGCUGCUUGUACCGUGUGAGCAGAUGUACAGAUUUUAUUGCAGCACUCAUCAUCGUUGAUGAGGAUGAUGAGGGAACAUGUUUGGGUCGAGGCUGUGAAAGGCUCCACCCAUGCCCCACAAAUCAGUUUGUUCUGGAAGCGCCUCAGGCCACGUGAACCGUUUGUGCUCCUGCAGCUGGAAGGACGUCCACCUCGAGGUGCAGAGCUGAGGGAAGCAGCUGAAAUGUGUCUCGACUGUCAGUCAAAGAGGCCACGCCCCCAUUAAUGCAACCUUUAAACCUUAAUAAUGAUAAUAAUAAUAAUGAGUUAAUACAAGUUAACCUGGUGUUACGAGGGAGAAAAUUGUCUCUAGAGACAAAACAGUUUGUGCAUCAGGCUGCGAGCAGGUUUCAUUUUACCUGGGAGUCUAUGGGACCGACUCACUGCUGCCUCUGCUGGAUGCUGGGGGAACUGCAGGGUAAAAUCGUCCUCUCUCUGUGUUUGUUUGUCAGUAAAUGAGCUGAAGAUGAUUUAUAUGUUUUGUAGAAAUGAGAUAUGAAUAAAAGAAUCUGCUCAAACCUGG